AUGUCUGAAGAAACCGGCCUGCCUGUGCUGGAUGGCGAGCGGUUCUCCACUAUCACGCCGGAUGACCAUGGCGGCAUCAUCUAUAUCACCGUCUUCCUCGCCCUCACAUACUCGAUUCUGACGCUCGGCGCGAGGGUUGGCAUCAAAUGGAACAUGCUAGGCGACGACGAUUGGGCAAUGGGAGCGGCUCAAGUGGUCGCAUUAGGACAGUAUAUCUCGGUGCUUGUUGCACUAUCCCACGGACUUGGAAAAUCAACUUCCAUCGUCAGCAGUGAAGAGUAUGCGGUAGUCUCGAAGGCUACCUACACCAGCCAGAUUCUCAUAAUCGCUGCAUUAGCGCUAGCAAAGUGCUCAGUCAUUCUGCUGAUUCGACGAGUCUUCACACGGGACAUGAAACACUUCUGGAUGAUUUGCACCAUCCUGUUGGGAUUAAUUGGUGUCUGGGCGCUGGCGUCUAUCAUUACCGUCUCGGCCGGCUGCUCUCUCACAAACCUUGUCCCGCUCACGGACGAUUCGCAGUGCCCUGGCUACGCUGCUCGGUGGAAAGCUGUUGUAGCGCUGGAUGUUGCCACGGAACUUCUUUUCGUGAUUUUGCCGGUUUACCUUGUCUGGGGUCUUCAGAUGUCCCGCAACCUCAAGCUCCGUGUCGUACUCGCAUUCGCGUUCAGAAUACCUGUGGCCGCCUUCGCCCUGGCGUUCCUCAACGCUGUUAACACGUACCGUAACCAUGAGAACACCGGUGUCGCUUACUCUGCUGUAAUCAUAUGGCAUCAAGUAGAGCUCGGCUAUUCGCUCAUUGCGGCCACCAUUCCGUGCCUGAAAUCUUUCAUCAAGAGCUUCGACACCGGCUUCGGAUUGGAAGUCGGCUACAACACGCAUCCCUACGGGUCGGCAAACUCACGUGGAUACGGAAACGGAACGAAGGGCGGCCAGUCCUUUCAGAUGAGCUCGCUGAAGGGAAGCGAGUCUACCAAGGACAGCUCUCCGCAAACCCUGGGCCAACUCCGCCCUGAGCAAAUUAAGAACACGACCAACAUCUACCACGAGAAUGACCCGCCAAGGGAAGACGCGAGCAUCACCAGCGGCAACUCGCAGGAGAUGAUCAUCCGACGAGACGUGCAGUGGGAUGUACGCCAUGACUACGUGCCACACGCCAAGUGA
This is a messenger RNA of Coniosporium apollinis CBS 100218, 1161 nucleotides long. RefSeq lists its product as uncharacterized. The record is from RefSeq and is a predicted model, not a curated record. The coding region runs from base 1 to 1161 and encodes 386 amino acids. Lineage: Eukaryota; Fungi; Ascomycota; Dothideomycetes. The transcript is spliced from 5 exons.